Messenger RNA from Labrus bergylta (ballan wrasse), 1065 nucleotides. RefSeq names its product lysozyme g. The record is from RefSeq and is a predicted model, not a curated record. Gene Ontology annotation, biological process: peptidoglycan catabolic process; defense response to Gram-positive bacterium. Gene Ontology annotation, cellular component: extracellular region. Gene Ontology annotation, molecular function: lysozyme activity. Lineage: Eukaryota; Metazoa; Chordata; Actinopteri; Labriformes; Labridae.
UGAUACAAGUAUUUCAGCUCAAGUAGAAGAAAACAGGAGGCAGGAAAUAGUGCAUCAGACAGGCUUGGGGUGCUUGGUUCAGAAACUCACAGUGAAAGUGAAAGUGAGCCUAACGUUUAAACAAAUGAACCAAAGAUAAGACAGAGACGCUGUGCUGUGGCUGCAGAGAGAUCACCAGAGAAGAGAACAGGAGGAAAAAGUGUGCAGGACCAGGCUCAGUUGGAUCUCAGCUUCACGUGAACUGCAGUGGAUACCAUGGGAGGAAACUCGUCCUCAAGCAGUGAAGAGGAAGAUGAUGACGGAUAUGGAAACAUUAUGGACGUUAGAGCUACUGGAGCUUCAAAGGAAACAGCUCGGCAGGACAGGUUGCUAUACUCUGGUGAGGAAGCGUCACACAAAAUGGCAGAGUAUGAUUUGGACAGAAUGAAACAAUACAAGUCUAAAAUCAAGAGUGCGGCAGAUAAAUAUGACAUCGAUCCAGCUCUUAUUGCUGCCAUCAUCUCCAGAGAGUCUCGGGCUGGAAAUACAAUCAAGAGUACUGGAGGCUGGGGGGACUAUGACCAGAGCCGAAGAGCGUACAACGCCUUCGGACUGAUGCAGGUUGAUGUCAAUCCAAAGGGAGGUGGGCACAAGCCAAGGGGUGCAUGGGACAGCAAGGAACACCUCUGCCAAGCCACGGGGAUCUUGGUUGAUUUUAUUGAAAAGAUCCGGGACAAAUUUCCCGACUGGAGCAAGGAGAGGCAGCUCAAAGGAGCAAUUGCAGCCUACAAUUGUGGGGAUCGGAAAGUCGAUAGCUACCGGGAAGUGGAUAAAAACACAACAGGCAAAGACUACUCCAAUGACGUUGUGGAAAGAGCAAAAUGGUGGCGCUGGAGGAUCAUCAGCAGCAGCUGCCAUGUUGGAAAUCCUGUCUCAGCCUAACUUUCAGUCAACCUCAAGACAUUUUUUAAAAAGUCAUCCCCCGUUCAGUGUGUGCACAUGAGGACAACAACUAAUCAGACCUAUUUGUUUUUUGUACCAGGCUGUAAACAUGUUCAUUUAUUCUGUAAAAACAGCUUUUUUGCC